Fraxinus pennsylvanica is the source of this 2499-nucleotide messenger RNA. The record is from the annotation of a GenBank genome assembly. NCBI's taxonomy places the organism in Eukaryota, Viridiplantae, Streptophyta, Magnoliopsida, Lamiales, Oleaceae.
AUGGCCAACACUACCACCACCGACGACUAUCUCACAACUCCUACAAAAACACCAGCAGGUGAAAAAUCCACAUCCAGGAAGCGUCACUACCACCAAUCCGUGGAUCCAUCAACGGCACGCUCCGCUUCCGAAUUGAAGACCAGAUUCGAGGCCUACAACCGGCUGCAGGCGGCUGCAGUUGCGUUCGGAGAAAAGCUCCCUAUUCCGGAGAUUGUAGCGAUUGGCGGGCAGUCCGAUGGCAAGAGCUCCCUCCUCGAAGCCCUCUUAGGGUUCCGUUUCAAUGUCCGGGAAGUUGAAAUGGGCACCCGACGCCCAUUGAUUCUUCAGAUGGUCCAUGAUCCCACUGCUGCUGAACCUAGAUGCCGCUUUCAGGAUGAGGAUUCAGAAGAAUAUGGGAGUCCUAUUGUAUCAUCCACUGCAAUUGCUGAUAUGAUAAAAUCCCGCACUGAAUCAGUGUUGAAGAAGACAAGAUCUGCAGUUUCGUCCAAGCCCAUUGUGAUGAGAGCAGAAUAUGCACAUUGUCCAAAUCUCACCAUUGUUGACACUCCUGGUUUCAUUCUCAAGUCAAAGAAAGGUGAACCUGAGAAUACACCGGAUGAAAUUUUGUCAAUGGUCAAGUCCUUAGCUAGUCCGCCACAUCGCAUUCUUUUGUUUCUCCAACAGAGUAGCGUUGAGUGGUGCUCAUCAUUGUGGUUGGACUCCAUUCGUGAAAUUGAUCCGGCAUUAAAACGGACAAUCAUUGUUGUCUCCAAAUUUGAUAACCGGCUCAAGGAGUUCAAUGACCGUUGGGAAGUGGAUCGCUAUUUUGGUGCAAGUGGAUACCUUGGAGAGAACACACAGCCGUUUUUUGUGGCCCUGCCAAAAGACAGGAGCACAGUUCCCAAUGAAGAGUUCCGUAGGCAAAUAUCUCAGGUAGAUGCAGAAGUAUUACACUAUCUGCGUGACAGUGUCAAAGGGGGGUUUAAUGAGGAGAAGUACAAAUCCUACGUUGGUUUUGGUUGCCUCAGAGAUUAUUUGGAAUCUGAGCUUCAAAAGAAAUACAAAGAAGCUGCUCCAGCCACACUAUCCUUGCUGGAGCGGCGCUAUUCUGAAGUCACAACUGAUUUAGACAGAAUAGAGACUAAAAUACAGGCAACUUCCAACGUUGCUCAUCUUCGGAGAUCUGCCAUGUUGCAUGCUGCUUCUAUUUGCAAUCAUCUGGGAGCAGUUCUUGAUGGAGCUGCUGAUCCUGCACCGGAGCAAUGGGGGAAAACAACUGAUGAUGAAAAAUCGGAGAGUGGCAUAGGUGGUUGGCCAGGUGUUACAGAAGAUGUAAAACCUCCAAAUGCUACCCUUCGUCUUUAUGGUGGUGCUGCAUUUGAAAGGGUGGUGCAUGAGUUUCGAUGUGCUACAUAUUCCGUGGAAUGCCCUGCUGUAUCAAGGGAAAAGGUAGCAAAUAUUUUACUUGCCCAUGCUGGCCGAGGUGGGAAUAGAGGAGUGGCAGAGGCUGCUGCAGAAAUUGCACGUGCUGCAGCAAGAUCAUGGCUUGCUCCCCUUCUUGACACAGCAUGUGAUCGGCUGUCUUGUGUUUUAGGCAAUCUUUUUGAUAUUGCUGUUGAGAGAGAUCGACAGCAUCCGUCUGUCGGUGGUAAAAAAUCUGGAGAUAUGGAUGGCUAUGUUGGUUUUCAUGCUGCUUUGAGGCACUCCUACAAUUGCUUCAUAAAUGAUCUCGCGGAACAGUGCAAACAAGUAGUUAGGUACCAUCUUGAUUCAGUAACAAGCCCAUAUUCUCAGGUCUGCUAUGAGGACUUCCAGGGGAGUUUUAAUUCUGGUGUAAACUCAAUUCAUCUAUUCAACCAAGCAUCAGCUGGUUCAUUUUGUCUUGAGCUGUCUGAUGGGAGCCGGCCUGCAUUGCGCAAGGAAAUUAUGAAUGACCAAGAAAACAUACCCCCGGAAAAAGAUGAAACCACGCCAGGAAAAGUAGCUGAAGCUAGAGAAGCUCUUAAAGAAUGCCAGAUGACAGUGCCCGAGACCCCAUCGCCUGAUCAGCCAUGUGAUGCAAACUAUCCGGUCAAAAAGGAACUUGGACAUUGCAUUGAAGUUGGAGCAAGAAAACGCCAUUCUAGAAUCACAGGCAAUAACAGAAAUUUGGAUCAUUUGAAGGGCCAACAUGGUGGUAGCCUUUUAUUUGGGACUGGGGAUGCUCCUUCCAGAUCAGGAUCAACUUAUUUGGAGAUAUGUUCAUCAGCUGCACAGCAUUUCGCACGAAUUCGUGAAAUUCUGGUUGAGCGGAGUGUGACAUCAACUUUGAAUUCGGGAUUUCUAACUCCUUGCCGUGAGCAGCUUAUGGUGGCACUUGGAUUGGAUUUAUUUGCUGUGAGUGAUGAGAAAUUCAUGGAGAUGUUUGUUUCACCUGGCACAAUUGAUGCACUUGAGAACGAAAGACUGUCCCUUCAGAGGCGUCAAAAAAUACUGCAUUCAUGCUUGAACGAGUUCAAAAAUGUUGCCAGAUCUCUUUGA